This is a messenger RNA of Schistocerca gregaria, 2488 nucleotides long. Its product is annotated as O-acyltransferase like protein-like. Gene Ontology annotation, molecular function: acyltransferase activity, transferring groups other than amino-acyl groups. Lineage: Eukaryota; Metazoa; Arthropoda; Insecta; Orthoptera; Acrididae. The coding region runs from base 50 to 2488 and encodes 812 amino acids. The record is from RefSeq and is a predicted model, not a curated record. The transcript has 13 exons.
UGGCAGAACCUGGCGGGCCUCCGCCAGACGCAGACGCGGUCUCGCAGCCAUGGCCUCCAGCGCUGAGUGCUUUCUCACAGUCUGCGCAUGCUUACUCUUCGCCGCCGCAGCUGCACAGCUGUCGCCCGACUGCGCUUUGCAGGUGGCCGCAGUGCGCCGGGCCAUAAGACGCCUAGAGCCCCGAGCCGUCGCCAUGGCGGACGCGUGGGCCAAGCCGGCACCAGGCGUGCUGUCUGGGAACACGCGGCUGCUGGGAGACUUCGACGAGUGCGUGGCCGCCGGGGGCCGCCUGUGCGUGGCAGACCUCGUCCCCAGAGCGGGAGGCGGCGGGGGCGGCGCAGCGCAGCUGCUGGCGGCGGCCACCGCGCACCGCGCCGCUCUGGAGGCGACGCAUCGUCAGGUGACGUUCUUCAUGUCGCGCUUCUCGCAGUGGCAGUGGGCGGCGUGCGUGCCCUCCGCCUGUAACGCCAGCGACGCCCGCCAGAUGGUGCUGGCGGCGCUGCGGCCCCGGCUCCACCCGCGGUUGCAGCUCGGCGUCAGGAUGGAUGAGGAGGACUGCAGCAGCGGAGAAGCUCUGCCCUGGGACCUGCCCGCCGUUGCGGCUCUGAGUUGCGUGGGCGUGGUGCUGGCUGUGUCCGCGGCUGCCAGCGCCGCCCUGGAGAUACGGCGCCGACGCGGGAAGACGGCGGCCGCACCUGGCGAAGGGCCGCCACCAGCGUGGGAGUCGCUGAGCGUGCAGAGCGGUUGGCGGCAGCUGUGGGCGCUGCGGGCGCCCGCAGGCUCGGUGUCCUGCCUGGAGGCUCUUCGGCUGCUCAGCACGCUGUGGGUGGUGACGCUCCACAAGAUGAUCCUCGACGCGCAGCAGCCCGCCGCCAACAAGACCGCCGCCACAAAGUAUGUGGAGGACAUCGUGGUGACGCCGAUCAUGAACGGGAUCUCGUCGGUGGACACGUUCCUGAUGAUCAGCGGCUUCCUGCGCUGCCGGAACAUGCUCAAGGAGCUGGACGAGGAACGGUUCAGCUACUGGCGCUCCCUGCUGCAGAGGCUCAUCAGGCUGGUGCCGGCGUACUUGGCGGUGGUGGGGGUGUACGCGACGCUGCUGGAGCGUGCGGGGGCGGGCCCCCUGUGGCGACAGACGAUCGGGCCACAGGCGGACUGGUGCCGCCGCCACUGGCACCUCAACCUGCUCUUCCUCAACAACUACGUCGCCACCGAGGAGAUCUGCGUGGCGCAGUCGUGGUACCUGUCGGCGGACAUGCAGCUGUUCGCGGCGGCGCCGCUGCUCGUGUGGCCCCUCCGCCGGUGGCGCAGGGCGGGCCCGGCGCUGCUCGCCGCCUCCCUCGUCCUCGCCGUGGCGCUGCCGGCCGCCACCACGCUGCUGCUGUGCGACUGCCCCGCGCUCAUCGGGCUCGCCACCAGGUGGUGCAAAAAGAGGUUGACAGCGUCACAACAGGCAUGGAAGCUGAAGUGGAACGGCUCCAGGGCGUCGUGGCGGCGGCGAGAGAUACAAGAUUCACCGACACCAGAGGCUGAGGUGAGGGCCCGCAAACAACGCUCGCCAAAGCGCCGCAAGAAGCGCCGACUAAACUCUUCGGAGACGCUAUCUUCUCUUCUUGGAAGCCCAGAGGAGACUAACACUAUGGACCUGUCUGACUUGGAACCACAAGCUUCCGAUGUCGCAGACCAUAUGAAUUCGGACAGUGAAAAGCUGUCAUGUCGCUCAGACGACGCAUCCGCUCAGUGGCCUUCUACCCCUUCUGCGGUGGAGUCUAAAGCUGCGAAAGAACAACAGCUGUCACUCAUCAAUGCUGCACAGGAAAAUUUGGAGCACCACAAUGAUAUCAGCUGCGACGAUGCUUCCCUGCGGUACGCGCGGUACGUUUACUUCCCCACGCACAACAGAAUGGCGCCAUACCUGGUGGGCAUCGGGCUCGCCUACAUCAUGCACAAGGGGUACUUCACCAAAAUCACCAAGACGGCGACGCUGGCGUGUUGGGCGGCCAGCCUGGGGACGCUGGCGGCGGUGGUGCUGGGCCCGCGCCGCAUGCUGUUGGCCAGUUUCCGGCUCGAGUCGGCGCUGCCCGAGGUGGUCGCCUACGCCGGCCUGCACGCCGCUGCCUGGGCGCUCGCCACCGCCUGGGUCGUCUUCGCCUGCCACACGCGGCGCGCCGGUUGGAUCGGCACGGCGCUGGAGGCUUCGGUGCUGCGGCCGUGGUCGCGCCUCUGCUACUCGGUGUACCUGACCCAUCUGGCAGUGCUGCUGGUGCAGCAGGGAUCCAUGCGAGUCCCGCCAGCGCUGGAUAAGGCCGCCUUCGUGCGCGGCUUGGUGGGGGACCUGGCGGCGUCGUCGCUGGUGUCUGCGGCGCUCUACCUGCUGCUGGAGGCUCCCUGCCUCGGCCUGGGGCGCGCGCUGCUGCGACGCCUCCGGCGACGACCUGCAGCGCCGCGACGCGCCAGCCAGUCCGACACCUGCGUCACGGCCGCCUGA